This is a messenger RNA of Phalaenopsis equestris, 2444 nucleotides long. RefSeq names its product sister-chromatid cohesion protein 3-like. The annotation marks the transcript as partial. Gene Ontology annotation, molecular function: chromatin binding. The transcript is spliced from 16 exons. Gene Ontology annotation, biological process: sister chromatid cohesion. NCBI's taxonomy places the organism in Eukaryota, Viridiplantae, Streptophyta, Magnoliopsida, Asparagales, Orchidaceae. Gene Ontology annotation, cellular component: nucleus; chromatin; cohesin complex. The record is from RefSeq and is a predicted model, not a curated record.
AAGGAAUCUCCAUCCAUGACUGCUCUUGCCGAGUUAGAGAUUGUCAAGUAUAAUGGCAAACUCAUCCCGUAUGCUGUUAAAAAGUUGGUUGAGCGAUACGAAACAGACCCUAAAUCUGCAUUGGUGGAUAUUCUGAUGCUGCUUUUUGAGGCAUGUGGUGCUAAGUAUCAGUUUCAUGUGGAUAGCAUUGAAUCUACUGAUGUGGAUAAUGUGGUAGUAAAGCUUGUAGAGCUUGCUAAUGCUGGAGAAGUUGAGGAUCUCUAUACCUCCAAGCGGAAGGAGCUUAAAAACUUCAAGGAAAACCUUGCAUUAUUUUGGGACACUUUAGUUCUCGAGUGUCAAAAUGGGCCAUUAUUUGAUAAUAUUUUAUUUGAUAAAUGUAUGGACUAUGUCAUUGCAUUGUCAUGUACGCCUCCUAGAAUUUAUCGCCAUGUGGCCACACUUGUGGGCCUUCAGCUCGUCACUUCCCUUAUAGCAGCUGCUAAGAUACUAGCAGGCCAGCGUGAGACUACUCAGAGACAGUUAAAUGCUGAAAAGAAGAAACGGAGUGACGGGCCUCGGGUGGACUCAUUGAACAAAAGAUUAACCCAGACCCACAAAGUGAUAAGUGUCAUAGAAGAGAUGAUGAGGAAACUAUUCCAAGGGUUAUUUAUGCACCGAUACCGAGAUGUUGAUUCAGACAUUCGAGUUUCUUGUAUUAGAUCUCUUGGUGUUUGGAUCUUGUCAUACCCGUCACUAUUCUUGCAGGAUUUAUAUUUAAAAUAUCUUGGGUGGACUUUAAAUGACAAAGUUGCUGCUGUCAGAAAAACUUCUGUCCUGUCCUUGCAGAACCUUUAUGAAGUGGAUGAUAAUGUUCCAUCUCUCGGCCUUUUUACUGAAAGAUUUUGCAACAGAAUGAUUGAACUUGCUGAUGAUAUUGACAUUUCUGUUGCUGUUUCUGCCAUAGGGCUUCUUAAGCUUCUUCUGAGGCAUCAACUUCUUACCGACGAGGAAUUGGGUCCUUUAUAUGAUUUGCUCGUUGAUGACCCUCCUCUGAUUAGGCGUGCUAUAGGUGAAUUAGUUUAUGAUCACCUGAUUGCACAAAAUGUGAAGGGUUCAACAUCUGUUUCCAAAGGGGAAGAUGAUAAAACUUCUGAAGUACACUUGGGAAGAAUGUUGCAAAUACUUAGAGAAUUUCCUGAUGAUCCAAUUCUAAGUGCAUACGUUAUUGAUGAUAUUUGGGAUGAUAUGAAGGCCAUGAAAGAUUGGAAGUGCAUGAUUUCCAUGCUACUUGAUGAAUCUCCAGGAAUUGAAGUUACUGAUGUGGAUGCAACUAAUCUGGUUCGUUUGCUUAACGCUUCUGCCAAGAAGGCAGUUGGAGAGAAGAUUGUUCCAUCCACCGAUAAUCGUAAGCCUCAUUAUACAAAAGCCCAAAAGGAGGCCCUAGAUAAUAACAGGAGAGAAAUAACAGCUGCCUUAAUGAAGAGCUAUCCACAGCUGCUGCAAAAAUUUAUUGCGGAUAAAGCAAAGUUACCUGCAUUAGUUGAAAUUCUUUUGCUUUUGAACCUAGAGCUAUACUCACUUAAAAGGCGGGAGCAGAGUUUUAAGUCUAUUUUGGAUCUGAUUGCCGAAGCAUUCUUUAAACACGGUGAGGAGGAUGCUUUGAAAUCCUGUAUAAAGGCUCUUAUCUUUUGUUCCACCGAGAGUCAAGCGGACUUGCAAGAUUAUGCCAAGAAUAAGCUAAAAGAUCUCGAAAAUGAGUUACUAGUUAAGCUGAAGGCUGCCAUAAAAGCUGUAAAGGUUGGAGAUGAUGAGUAUUCUCUUUUGGUUAAUUUGAAACGGUUGUAUGAGGUUCAGCUGAAGAAAAAUUUUGCUAAUGAUGACUUAUACGAUGAAUUGGCUAGCAUUCUUAGAGAUGUAAAAGGAUUGGAUGAUGAGGUGCUUGGUUUUGUACUUCUCAAUAUGUAUUUACAGGUAGCUUGGUCUUUGUAUUCAAUUGAUGGUGAAAAUCCCUCUGAGGUCUCUUUAACGGUGCUUUUGUCCAAGAGAACGAAUCUCUUUGAGCAGCUAGAACACCUCAUGGACUCCUUGGUCGUAGUCCAUGAGGAAAGGCGUCGAACAGUUCUUCCAUUCAGAGUUUCCAUCAUACUAGCAGAAAUGUGGAACUUGUUCAAGACGUCAAAAUAUGCAUCCACAAAACUGGAGAGUCUAGGAUAUUGCCCGGAUUUAUCUACUGUUCAGAAGUUUUGGAAACUUUGUGAACAAAUACUUAACAUUUCAGAUGAGACUGAAGAUGAAUUUGCAAAUGAAGAAUAUAUUGAAGAAACCAACAAAGACGCGGUACUGCUUGCUGCUGCGAAGUUAGUGAUCAACAAUGCUGUUUCCAGGGUAACUUUCCUUAGCUUUGAUUUGUUGGGGGCUUUUAUCAACAUUAUAUUUGGAUACACGAGCACAUUGGCAUCUGU